Folsomia candida is the source of this 2512-nucleotide messenger RNA. Its product is annotated as chitooligosaccharidolytic beta-N-acetylglucosaminidase. Gene Ontology annotation, molecular function: beta-N-acetylhexosaminidase activity. Gene Ontology annotation, cellular component: membrane. Gene Ontology annotation, biological process: glycosaminoglycan metabolic process; carbohydrate metabolic process; ganglioside catabolic process. The record is from RefSeq and is a predicted model, not a curated record. Bases 224 to 2167 code for a protein of 647 amino acids. NCBI's taxonomy places the organism in Eukaryota, Metazoa, Arthropoda, Collembola, Entomobryomorpha, Isotomidae. The transcript is spliced from 15 exons.
ACGGAGUGGUGGCAGUGUCAGGGAUCCUCUUGUCCGAAGUGCAUGACCUGAUCUUCACUCUGCGAAACCUGUUCUCUCCAUUCUUCCUCCCUUGCUUCGGUCGCUCCCUCGCCAAAGCUACUCAGUUUCGUGCUUGGUGUCCAAGCCAGAACGUAGUUGGCCAGUCCCAUCAAUCACACAAUUCUUAGUGCACAGACACUUAUUCGGUGUUUCAAAUUCCAAAAUGGAUAAGUUCAAGUUCAUGAUAUUGGUGGCCACCGUCGCUGCGUUCGCCUUAGUUUACUUUCCAACGGAAUCAGAGGGACAGUCUUAUUUCCGGAUGCCCUCGCCAUGGACCUAUGUUUGUAAAAACGGUACCUGCACUAAAAAAUUACGCUCAGAUUCAACAGUAAUUCAGUCCUUGGACACAUGUCGCCUUCGUUGUGGACGCUUCCGAGCUAUUUGGCCAAGACCAACAGGGGAUGUCGAGCUCAGUCGAGUUGUCGUGCCCUUCAAGCCUCAAAAUCUUCGGAUCCUUCCUGUGACUGCGCCCACGGAUAGAAUCCGAGAGUUGCUCAACAGGGUCGUUACCGAUUUCCAGAAAAAUGUGCUACGAAUGCACCCGAACCAUGAAGAAGGUGGCCCAAAUCCAUUCGAUAAGCAGUACGAUAAUGUCAUUGAAGGGACCGUGGUCCAAGUUCAGGUCGUUGUCGACGACCCAGAAGAACGAUUGACCCUGGAAACCUCGGAGGGUUAUCGAAUUGACAUUGAGACUCAAGGAAAUGUUGUGACUGCCGAGGUUCGAGGUGACACCUUUUUCGGAGCUCGUCAUGGUCUUGAAACUCUCAGCCAACUUAUCGCAUUUGACGAACAGCGAGACACUGUGCAGAUCAUUUCCGCCGGUGCUGUCAUUGAUCGUCCACUCUUUGCUUAUCGAGGUCUCAUGUUGGACACGUCCAGGAAUUUUAUUUCCAUGAAAGCCAUGAAAAAACUUGUGGAUGGGAUGGCUUACAACAAGCUGAAUACUCUUCACUGGCACAUCACGGACUCGCACUCUUUCCCCUUCUACUCUCAACGUGUCCCACAAUUGACCUUAUACGGAGCCUACACCCCUGAAAAGAUCUACUUCCCAGAGGAUAUCAAGGACUUUGUAGAAUAUUCCCGUGUUAGGGGAGUUCGCGUCAUCCCAGAACUGGAUGCUCCAUCACAUAUCAGUGGAGGAUGGCAAGGUUUGGAGAGAAGCAAUGCAGUACAACCAGGUCCAAAUACGAUCCAACCAGCCCCCGUUUCGGUGACCAGCGGAGGUCCAAUGGCCGUUUGUGUCAACGCUGAACCAUGGAACCAGUUCUGCUCGGAACCACCCUGCGGACAACUUAACCCAGUGAAUGAACAGACCUAUCUCGUUCUUGGAAAAUUAUACCGAGAUCUCCUCGGGGUUUUUGAUACCGACGCUUUCCACAUGGGAGGUGACGAUGUCAACUUCAACUGCUGGAACUCCAGUAAGGAAAUCACCGACUUUUUAUCCGCUCAACGAAGAAACCGAACCGAGCGAGAAUUCCUCCAGUUGUGGGCAACGUUCCAGAGGCGAGCUUAUGUUGAGCUGGUCAGAGCUGCUCGUGGCACAGAGUUGACGCCAAUCGUCUGGGCGUCCAACUUAAUGGUCCAAGAGAAUAUUGAAAACAUUCUCGAUCCUGAGCGAUACAUUAUUCAAUUCAGAAAUAGUGGUCGUGACCGUUCUCUGGCCGCCAUGUUGGACAAAGGCUACAGAAUCGUCUUCUCUAAUAGGGAUGCUUGGCAGUUUGAUUGUGGUUUUGGCGAUUGGAUGGGCGAAGGGCGAGGCUCCUGUGGAGGAUACAAAACUUGGCAACGCGUCUACGACAACAACCCACUCCGAGUUAUCGCUCAAUUAAACACGACGGAAGAAAUUGACCUACAACCAGGCCAAAUAAUUGGAGGUGAAGCAUCUCUCUGGACAGAACAAGUGGACGAGAUGGGUCUGGAGGCCAAGGUGUGGCCUCGAGGUGCUGCACUGGCAGAGAGGCUCUGGGCAAACCCGUUCUCAUCUUGGCGAGACGCCGCCGACCGUCUUAUCCACCACCGGGAAAGAAUGGUCAAGCGAAACAUCAACGCUGACCGUCUGCAACCCGAAUGGUGCUUGCAAAACCAGGGCCGUUGCUCAACAAACUAGGACGUUGAUCAGCCAAUUCUAAAUGCUCUUCCAUACACCGUCUUUUUUACUAUUUAGCGACAACACAAAUAAUUAUGAGGGGUCGUAGUGUAGUUUAAGAUUUAAUUAAAGAAAAUGCUCAGAUGGACACUUUUGCCAUUUUAUGACGACACUUUUUCUGACUUUCAUGACCGACAGAUAGAUGAAUGAGCGAAUGGUGCAAAUGAUGUGUUUUUGAUUAUUGCAUAAUAAAAUAGUUAUAAAACACCAGCUUUAAUUUCACAAAGUUGUACUCAAAUAACAUAUGUAAUUUGUAUCAGUUCUCAAGUUUAAAACUCUGAAUAAACGACGACAUUGAUUCCCUAA